AUGGAUUCGGAAAGGGGACCAGGCAAUGCGCCAGGCGUGCCCAAGAGCGACCGUGGUCUCAAAAUUGCCAUUAUUGCCGUGACCUUGAGCAGCAAGAUUGCUCAUAUCGCCACCGACAUCUUGACCCUUCCAUACAACCGCUUCUAUCAGCAAAACACCUUGCUACCGAUAUUAGCCAUCGCCAAAGCUGUUGAAGAUCGCGAAUCCGACGAGGAAAUUUCAGCACAACUGAAGCGAUGGCGAGAUCGAAAGUUGAGCGAAUUUCAGCUCGUUCAAGUUGCUAGCACCUUGAUUUCAGCUGCCGUCAUCGGUUGCUUUUCAUGGCCGCCUCCCGACUCAUUGCACUGGCUCAGCCCAGCAUUUUGGCACGCGAGCAUCUCCUUCUCCCUCUUCUCCAUCCUCCUCGCUGCCUCCGAGCAGUUCAUCUUUCAGACUCUUCAUCGAUCCCCGACGCCGCGUAAUGUUGACAAAGACCUCGCCAUGAUCCUUUAUAUACGUCGCAGCAGGACUGUCGAGCCCAUGCACUCGCCACUCGAGGAGGUGCCUCCCAUCCCGCAGAUCCGUGCCAUCAAGAUUAAGAAGAAGGGCGGGUGGAUCCCAAAGGAGAUGCCGUUUGUAGAGGUUCGGUGGAAUAUGAUCUUCACGUGGCAGGCGCCUAUGAUGUUAAUGGCCUACUCGGCCAUUUGCUUCCUCGGCGGAUUGACGGUGUACGUUUGCGCGCCAUUGUAUGACGGCCAGGGAUGGGUUGGAGCAAGCAAGGCCGCCGUGUUUUACCUCGUCAGCUUCUUUUUGUGUGGCAUCACUUUCAUCUGGUGCGCAUUUUGGGCAUAUCGGUUUGUCGACUUGGAGGAUCCCUAG
Molecule: messenger RNA, 858 nt
Organism: Colletotrichum tamarilloi
Lineage: Eukaryota; Fungi; Ascomycota; Sordariomycetes; Glomerellales; Glomerellaceae
Exons: 4
Coding region: 1-858 (285 amino acids)
Source: RefSeq, a predicted model, not a curated record